Cydia pomonella (codling moth) is the source of this 2783-nucleotide messenger RNA. RefSeq names its product probable dolichyl pyrophosphate Glc1Man9GlcNAc2 alpha-1,3-glucosyltransferase. Gene Ontology annotation, biological process: protein N-linked glycosylation. Gene Ontology annotation, cellular component: endoplasmic reticulum membrane. The transcript has 8 exons. Bases 191 to 1783 code for a protein of 530 amino acids. Lineage: Eukaryota; Metazoa; Arthropoda; Insecta; Lepidoptera; Tortricidae. The record is from RefSeq and is a predicted model, not a curated record. Gene Ontology annotation, molecular function: dolichyl pyrophosphate Glc1Man9GlcNAc2 alpha-1,3-glucosyltransferase activity.
CUACCAUUUCAUCUUUAUACUUAUUGUACCUUUAUAGAUCUGGUUUUGUGCAAACUGUGGAUGGUUUGGACAGCUUGUUUAAGUGACGUUUACAAACAAUAUUUCACCGACAUAACCUCUCAAGAAUGUGAAAGUAUUAAAGUUGAAUAACAUAAUUUUAAUGAAGAGCUAAUCAAAAUACUAGUCAAUAAUGAUAUUUCAAAUCGUGCUGAUAGUGAGCACAAUCAAAUGCUUAUUUAUUCCACUUUACCACUCAACAGAUUUCGAGGUUCACAGAAACUGGUUAGCAAUAACACACAACCUCUCCAUCAAUGAGUGGUACUAUGACGCUACAUCAGAAUGGACUCUGGAUUAUCCACCAUUCUUUGCUUGGCUGGAAUAUUCCUUAUCAUUUGUUGCAAAGUUGUUUGAUCCCCGUAUGUUGCAGUUAGAUAAUUUAAACUAUGCAUCAGAUAUGACUGUGAUAUUCCAAAGAUUAUCUGUAAUUGUUUUAGAUUUGGUUUAUAUUGCUAGUGCAAAGAGUUGUGCAAAUCUUAUUAGUGAUGGUAAGCUGCUUGUGUUCAUUCUGCUAGUGUCUAACCCGGGGCUGCUGAUGGUAGAUCACAUACAUUUUCAAUACAAUGGAUUUUUGUAUGGUUUUCUUCUCUAUUCCAUGUCAAAUAUGAUAAGAGGUAAUUAUGUGUGUGCAGCGCUAUGGUUUGCAGUUCUGCUGAACUUAAAGCACAUUUACCUAUAUGUGGCACCCGUGUAUGUUGUGCAUUUGCUCAGAGCAUAUUGCUUUACCAUAUCAACAAAUGAUGGUGUGCACACUCCAUGGUACUCUUUUUCCUUCAUGAAUUUGCUGAAAUUGGCAAUUACUGUCACUACAGUGUUUGCUCUAUCAUUUGGACCGUUUUUGAACCAUAUACCACAGAUUAUUUCAAGAUUGUUUCCAUUUAAAAGAGGCUUGUGCCAUGCAUACUGGGCUCCCAAUUUCUGGGCACUCUACAAUUUUUCAGACAAGGUGCUGCAGCAUGCUUUACCGCGGGCAGGCAUAGAUGUGCCCAAGGUGGAGGCUUCCAUGACGGGUGGGCUGGUGCAAGAGUUUGAUCAUGUGGUGCUGGCAUCCAUAAAGCCAAUACAUACUAUGGCAUUGACUGCCAUUUUUAUGAUACCAGCUCUGGUAAAACUUUGGCAUCUUGGAGCUGACAGAAAGUACAGAACUGUUAGUUUUGUGAGAUGUCUGGUAUUAUGUGCUACUACGUCGUUCAUGUUCAGCUGGCAUGUUCACGAAAAGGCUAUCCUUUUGAUUUUAAUACCAUUAAGUUUCUUGUCGGUACUCGGCGAUGUUGACGGAAGACUAUUUCUUCUUCUGUCCCCCAUCGGUCACUACUCUUUAUUUCCUUUAUUAUAUCCAAAAAGUCUUCUAUCCAUCAAAAUAUUCAUGUUGUUAAGUCAUAGCGCAAUUGCCUUUGGGAAUAUACCAAGAUUAUAUGAGCAGCCUGUAAAGCCCAAGAAGAAACCUCGGCGUGGUUUCCUACGCCUUCCUAUGCUGGGUCUUCUGGAAUCGUUGUACGUGUAUGGUCUAAUACUACUGUGCGUUUACGAGAAUUUCAUUCAUACUAUCUGGGGUUUGGACAAAACUCUGCCAUUCUUGCCUCUGAUGAUGACUUCGGUUUAUUGCGCUCUUGGAGUUGCGUAUUUCUGGGUUUCAUAUUAUUAUUAUUUCCUUUACUUUAACGUGAGCAGAGUACCAAUGCUGGGCACAGGAAACCUAACGCAGUAUGCUAAGAAAGUAAACUAGGUUGUGUUCAAGAAAAUUCUAUAGGUAACUAUGUAAUUCAUAAUUUAAAUACAGGUAUGAGCAAUGAGAACGGGUCAGUUGAUAAUGGAGAUUUGCAUACAGAGUGACCAGUUUUGCUCAUAAGUUUAGUUACGAAGUGUGUGUAAAUAUGUAAAUACAUUUUUCGUCAAAGUAGGCAUACGAUGGAAGUACCUAACGUCAUAAACUGGUUUAAUGUAAGUAGUCUAAUUUAAAUACAUUGUAGAAAACUAUUAUCAAAAGAAUUUUAAUAAUAAGUGUUUAGGGGUUUUUAAUCAAUAUAAAUCGCGCGCGCGUUUUCCUCGCCUGAGUGCGCCGCCUCGGCCCAGUGUUGGGCAAAAAUCAAUUCGAAUAAUAAUAGGAAUAAAAACAGAAACUCUAUUCUUAUUCCAACAAUGGAAUAAGAAUAAAUCCAUCCCUUUUUAUUUUAAAAUAACAUGAAAUGGAAUAAAUCAUGCAAUUUUUAUUUUUAAUGAAGAAUAAAAGACGGAAUAAUUAUUCCAGAAAUGGAGUUAUUCUAAAUAAGGUUUUAGUGGAAUAACAUGUUAUUUAGAAUAAGAAUGAAGUUCGAAGUUAUCGUUAGGUCAAUCUUGCGAGUCGAUUUACUACCACUUCCUGACGUUCGAUUUGACUCAAAUUUCGUAUACUUGAGUAUCUGGUGGACUUGGUGACUGUGCAAUAUUAUGGUGUCAUGAAGCUGGUCUGAUGAUGGAGCCAGAAGGUGGCCAAAGGAACGCCUAAAGUAAAAAAAAUAAAGACACCGUGUUUCGGCUCAUUCGAUGUGUCUUGGCAAGCACUUUGAUGUUUUAUGAUUUUACUGAACACCUGCGGCUGGCGGCUCUUCAAAAGAUCUUUGAGCAUGUUAUUUUGCCGUUUAAUAAUGUGAAGAAAAUUUAAAUAACAGGUAUUUAAAAAGACCAUGUAAUAACUCAGUAAUAAAUGUUCGGUAACAACAAGAACACUAAAAGCACCGAAGUUAAUU